AUGUUGGAUAAAUACGAUCCCUCUACCUACAACCAUCAAUACGCUCAAAUCAAUGGCAUACGUAUGCAUUAUGUGGAUGAAAACUCGUCUUCUUCAAAGGCCUUGUUGCUUAUCCAUGGUUGGCCUGAUCUUUGGAUUGGAUGGAGAGAGCAAAUCUCUUUCCUCGUAGAGCUCGGUUAUCGUGUCAUUGUGCCUUCUCUCCGUGGUUUUGGUGAAACAGAUGGUCCUGCCGAUCCUGCUGAAUAUGGCUUUGGCACUGUGUCGAAGGAUUUAGCUGGUCUUUUAGAUCAUCUUAAGAUUCCUACAAUCACUGUCAUCGGUCAUGAUUGGGGAGGAGCCGUUACAUGGCGUUUUGGUCAAUUCUACCCCGAGAGAGUCAGAGCUCUUGCUAGUUUCUGUACUCCCUACACAGCUCCUGCUCAACAAGAUGUCACUUUAGAGCAAAUUGUCCAAGUACUUCCCAACUUCAAAUACCAACUGUACUUGGCCACACCUGAAGCUGAAAAGGACAUCAAUGAAAAUGUGGGCAAAUUCUUUCGUCGCAUCUUCCGUCCUGUCGAUGAAAUGAUCUCUCAACCCUUGAUUGACCCCAAGACUGGUAAAUUGGCUGAAGGUCGUGAAGACAGACCUCGCAGUGAAAAGAUACCCGAGAAGGUGAUGAAUUAUUACAUUGAGUGGUAUACCAAACAAGGUGCUCGUGGUGGUUUGAAUUGGUACAAGCAAACACACAACAACUAUGUUCAAUGCAAGGAUUUGGACCCCAUUAUUAAGAAACCUUCCAUGAUGGUCAUUGCUGAACUCGAUAGAGCUUUGCCUCCCUCCAUGGCUGCCAAGAUGCCUGAAUUCAUCCCUGGUGUAGAGAUGCACCUUGUUCCUGGAUCUGGUCAUUGGAUUCUCUGGGAGAAGCCUGAAGAGUGUAAUCAAUACUUGAAGGAGUUCCUCGCCAAGGUUGAUCCUAUCACCAAUAACAAGUUGUAA
Molecule: messenger RNA, 978 nt
Organism: Mucor velutinosus
Lineage: Eukaryota; Fungi; Mucoromycota; Mucoromycetes; Mucorales; Mucoraceae
Exons: 3
Coding region: 1-978 (325 amino acids)
Molecular function (GO): hydrolase activity
Source: RefSeq, a predicted model, not a curated record